Astrephomene gubernaculifera is the source of this 2316-nucleotide messenger RNA. NCBI's taxonomy places the organism in Eukaryota, Viridiplantae, Chlorophyta, Chlorophyceae, Chlamydomonadales, Astrephomenaceae. The record is from the annotation of a GenBank genome assembly.
AGGGGCUCAAGGUGAUUGCAGCGGCGGAGAGGUACCGGGCACCGGCUGGGGUGGGGGCGUAAUGGGGAGUGGAGGAGCUGGUGCCAUCCUUUGCGAUGCAGGAGACGUUGGACGAUAGAUUAAACAGUGCGCAGAGUGAUCAACCGUAAUAUAUGUUUGUGUGGACCUUUUGCAGAUGGCAUGGUUAGCGUGUACGGCAAUGUUUUGGUCUGGUACGAACUGGCAGUUAGUGGCAUGGGUAAUACCUAUGUGCGCUCUGGUGAAUGUAAGUACUUGGCUUACCGUAUUCGCUAUUUGGUUUGAUCUGCACAAACGCCCUUGUAAUCGGACCUGUGCUAGCUGCGCCCUUCUCCAUUUCCUGACCGUGAGACCGCUCUAGCUCAAGCCAUUAUGGUGGCGUGUACAGUAGACCAAGGAGCUCUCUUAAAAGUGCUUGCGCACGCCGCGAAGUUUCCAUCAAACAGCGUCAAUGGUGUUUUGAUAGGCAGCUGCGCGGAGGGCGGCAUUGUAGAAGUUCAAGAUGCAAUUCCAUUGUGUCAUACAACGCUUUCGUUAGCACCGGCGCUGGAGAUAGGGCUAGCACAGGUGGAGUCGUACACCAACAUAGCUGGCAGUCUCGAAAUUGUGGGAUAUUAUCAGUCGGACGCGCGGUUCGGGCCCGGGGACCUGUCGCCGCUGGGGCGCAAGAUUGCGGACAAGGUUUCCGAGCACCAAUCAAACGCGGUUGUGCUUGUCCUCGACAACAAGCGACUGGAGCAGUUCUGCAAGGCGCAGGCGGAUAACCCGUUCGAGCUGUUCAAUAAGGAUGGGGCCAAGGGAUGGAAGCGCGCCGGGUCCGCAGAGGCUGCUGAGUCCGACGCCAAGCUGCAGGUCAAGGGAGGGGACUGGAAGAAGCUGCGGGAGGAGUUCUUCACGAUGUUCAAGCAGCUGAAGCACCGGACGCUGUACGACUUCGAGGAGCACCUGGACGAUGCCGCCAAGGACUGGCUCAACAAGAACUUCAGCUCCACCGCCAAGUUCCUGCUGCCGGGGAACGCCCUCUAGCUGUCGCUGGGGGCGUACGGCGGCAUCCUGGGGCAUCUACGGCGUACGGCGGCAUCUCAGCUUGGGCCGGGCUGGAAACCUAGCAAACCUGACAGAGCUUUGUGCAGUGGCCAUCUCUCCACAGCGGCAGCAGCAGCGGCAGCGCUUUCAGCACCCGCCAUCGCACAGCAAAUGUUCAUCCCCGGUGGUAUUCAGGGCACGAAGCACCGCCCUAGGCUCUGACUAGCUCUGGGGCUGAACCUGGGGGUCGGAUGCUGCUGCGAUGGGCUGAUGGCUGGCUGGGGCCGUCACUGCUGCCGCUGCUAGCCCGGCUGUAGGAGUCGGCCUGGCACACCUAUCUACGGCCAGCCCCAGAAGCUGCUCUGAUGCCGGCAUCGCAUGGCGGUUAGGCAUGGGAGGGUACUGCUAACCUUUCGCCAAAGAUGACUAAUGCUGCGGAGUGGGAAGCAGCUGAGCGCUGCCGGUGCGCUCCUGCUGCACCCCUACGUAGGCGCUGCUGGGGGUGGCCAGCAGUGCUUGCUGCGUGAGACGAGGGCAGUUGCAUGCCGGGGGACACGUGAUGCGCUAGCAGCAGCAGCAGCCGAGGGUUAAGAGGUGGUGUGGCGGCUCAGGCUUGCGGCUUUAGGGUUUCAGGAGUGGAGUGUACAAAAUGGGUUGAGUGUAUUGAGCUGUGCAAGGUGUAAGGAGAUGGUGGGAGGGAGAUGGCGGAGGGGGAAAGGGACGUGCGCUGUUGCCUUGUAAUGGUGCUGAGGACGCCGUGUCUUAACAAUUGUGCUAGCUGGGUUAAGGAAUUGCUGGAUAUUGCUGGAUUGACAAUCGUACACCUUUCUGUUAGGCACAUGGAAGGGUCCUGUGGCGGCGUACGGCUCUGUUAGCGGGUGGGGCACGUGUAGGCUGUAAGGAGAUGUGUUGCAUGUGGACUGCUGCGCCGCAGUGCAGUGCCAGGCCCAGCUACAGCAGUACCGGGUCGGGCGGAGCUCGACUGCUUUGACAGCAGGUGUCAUAUGGCGUCCUAGCGAUGCUGAAUGCCGUACUGUGUACAGGAAAUUUCUGUGUUAUCGGGUAUCGCAUGCCCGGUGCUGCCUUCUGGGGGCUGGUGGGCCUGAUGGGAUUAGCGCCGCUUGCUGGGCGGUGGGUGGACUCCUUCCUGGGAGCCGUAGGGAGAGCUGGGGUGGACGGAGGCACGCGACCCUGUACGGCAAGGGCGCGUGUGAAGGAGUAGGGUACCGUCGCGCAGGGGUGGAACCGUGUAAGGCAGCAGGGCUUCGAGAG